AACUGUAGAUUGGGGGUAGUCUACUCGCUUCUCCUUCAACGCUGCCAUUGAAGAAUCCCCAAAUUCUUGGUUUUACAGGAAUCAGAAAUUUCGGAAGAAUCUGAAUUCAGUCGAAAAUUUGGAGCAUUUUUGUUCUGUUCUUCUUGUUCGUCAUCUGUUCCGAGACGAAUGGAGCCGUUUCCGUCGUCAUCUCAAAUGGCUCAGAAAACCUGGGAGCUUGAGAACAAUAUCAUCCCCGUUGAUACUCCUCCGACCACCUCCAAAGCUACAGAUUCAUCCUCCGAUGCGAUAUUCUACUACGACGAGGCUGCACAGGCCAAGUUCCAGCAGGAGAAGCCGUGGCAAAAUGAUCCCCAUUACUUCAAGCGUGUGAAGAUCUCUGCACUCGCUCUUCUUAAAAUGGUCGUCCAUGCACGCUCCGGUGGAACUAUAGAGGUCAUGGGACUCAUGCAGGGCAAGACUGAUGGAGACGCUAUUAUCGUGAUGGAUGCCUUUGCUUUGCCCGUCGAAGGUACUGAGACUAGGGUUAACGCUCAGGCUGAUGCGUACGAGUAUAUGGUCGAUUAUUCUCAGACUAAUAAGCAGGCUGGGAGGUUGGAGAACGUCGUAGGAUGGUACCAUUCUCAUCCAGGCUAUGGAUGCUGGCUCUCGGGGAUUGAUGUUUCCACACAAAUGUUAAACCAGCAAUUUCAGGAGCCCUUUCUGGCUGUUGUAAUUGAUCCUACGAGGACUGUUUCUGCUGGAAAAGUUGAGAUUGGGGCUUUCAGGACCUACCCGGAAGGAUAUAAGCCACCAGAUGAGCCCGUUUCUGAGUAUCAAACCAUCCCACUGAAUAAGAUUGAAGACUUCGGUGUACAUUGCAAACAGUAUUAUGCGCUUGAUAUUACUUAUUUCAAGUCUUCACUUGACUGCCACCUCUUGGAUUUGCUUUGGAACAAGUACUGGGUCAAUACUCUUUCAUCUUCUCCUCUCUUGGGUAAUGGAGAUUAUGUUGCUGGGCAAAUCUCAGAUUUAGCUGAAAAACUUGAGCAGGUGGAGAAUCAGUUGGCUCACUCCCGCUUUGGGUCAUUAAUAGCUCCUGCUCAGAGGAAGAAGGAGGAAGACUCUCAACUUGCAAAGAUUACUCGCGACAGUGCAAAGAUAACGGUCGAGCAGGUUCAUGGUCUGAUGUCACAGGUUAUCAAGGACAUCCUUUUCAACUCAGUGCGACAAUCGAACAAGUCUCGGCCAGAGGCAUCCGAUCCCGAACCAAUGGUGGAAAGCUGAUGUGCAGGGAGCUGACGAAAUCUUAACAUCCUGAAGCUCAAUAUUUCUUCCCCACACCAGGCGAGAUCAGAGAAAAAGGUGCAGAUUUUUGUUUUGAUUGACGGGGUAUAUUGUUACUGUGUAUUUCGAUAUUGCGCCCGUUUGCGCAGCAAUUUCCGAGGACUGGGAAUCUUCUUUGGGUUGCCUAGAUUAAUAGCUAAACGGAAUGUUUCUAGUGUACUGUUUUCAUUUGUUAAUCAUAGACCAGGCGAUUCACUUCUCA
This is a messenger RNA of Momordica charantia (bitter melon), 1528 nucleotides long. RefSeq names its product COP9 signalosome complex subunit 5a. Gene Ontology annotation, molecular function: metallopeptidase activity; protein binding. NCBI's taxonomy places the organism in Eukaryota, Viridiplantae, Streptophyta, Magnoliopsida, Cucurbitales, Cucurbitaceae. The record is from RefSeq and is a predicted model, not a curated record.